Messenger RNA from Neohortaea acidophila, 1137 nucleotides. Its product is annotated as cell wall glucanase. Gene Ontology annotation, biological process: fungal-type cell wall organization; carbohydrate metabolic process. The record is from RefSeq and is a predicted model, not a curated record. Gene Ontology annotation, cellular component: fungal-type cell wall. NCBI's taxonomy places the organism in Eukaryota, Fungi, Ascomycota, Dothideomycetes, Mycosphaerellales, Teratosphaeriaceae. Gene Ontology annotation, molecular function: glycosyltransferase activity; hydrolase activity, hydrolyzing O-glycosyl compounds. The coding region runs from base 1 to 1137 and encodes 378 amino acids. The transcript is spliced from 3 exons.
AUGUCUCGUCUCGCUGCUCGACUGGCGCUUGGCCUCUGUCUCGCCACUCAUGUCGCCGCCCAGACCUCUACCUCGUGCAAUCCCCUCCACAAGACAUGUCCCGCCGACCCCGCCCUCGGCACCACCUUCGAUACCACCUUCAACGAGUCCACCACCCAAUUCGACCCCUCGCUCUUCAAGGUCGUUGCCGGCGAGGACCUGAUCUCGUUCACCUCCGAAGGCGCCGAGCUUACCAUCUCCGAGCAAGGACAGUCGGUCACCGUGCAAACCGCCUUCUAUGUCUUCUUCGGUCAGAUCGAGGUGCUCUUCAAGGCCGCUACCGGUCAGGGCAUCAUCAGCACCUUUAACAUGUUGAGCGACGACUUGGACGAGAUUGAUGUGGAGAUCAUGGGCGGCAACACUUCCUACACCUCCACCAACUUCUACGGCUGGGGUAACACCAGCCAAUUCAACACGCUGUACAUUCCCAGCACUGGCGGCUCAUGGGGCACCCAGGGUGCCAUGGGCGCCAUACAUAACUACACCGUCAACUGGACGCCUCAGUCUUUGCAAUGGAUCUUUGACGGCCAGGUCGUCCGAACCGUCGCCAACGAACCCGCCGGGCAAUGGCCGCAGACUCCAUCUUACAUGAAGUUUGGCAUCUGGGCCGGAGGCGACCCCUCCAACCCCCCGGGUACCAUCAAGUGGGCUGGUGGUGAGACGGACUACAGCAAAGGGCCUUUCACAAUGACUGUUCAGAGUAUUCGCAUGAUUGACGGCCACCAGAAUGCCUCGUCGUACACCUACGGCGGCAAUUCUGGAUCCUGGCAAAGCAUCGAUGUCGCCGCGGGUGAAUCGGCAGCCUAUAAAGCGAUCAACCACAAGCAGACUACCGCAAUCCAGAAUGCAGAGCAGAAAUGGAAUGGUCUCUCAACCACCGCCAAGAUUGGCAUCGCGGCCGGAGUCGGGGGCGGUUUCGUCAUUGCGCUGAUCGCCUUCGUAUUCUACUGCAUUAAGCAGCGACGUGCGGGCAGGCGAGAAAAGGCUCUUGCGGAUCAGGAGUGGGAGAAGCAGCAGUCGGAGCUGGUUCAGUACCGUCAUCAGAUGAAGAGGGGCUAUUACGCUGUUUCUUCGUCAGCACCGGGUCGGAAGUUUUGA